CCACAGCAAAUCGCUGCUUCUUCUGCUUGAGACGUUUCUGGAGAGGUGGAGGCGCCGGGUUCCCAAAGUCAAGCCCUUUCGGCCCACUCUUGGAGAAGGAGGCCCGUAAUCUCUUCUCUGCUUCUUCGUUCUGGUUUCUUCUGAUACCAUAUCCCUUGGUUUGGGGUAGGGUGCUGCUACAGAUUUAUCCUCUCAGACAUAUAAGAUGUCCUUCUGGUCAUCAUUUUACCAAAAUGCAGUUUUUGAGUCGGUUAUUGAAUACAAAUGGACACCAAGAGAUUCCUCCAGCUUGUGGAGGAGAAGAAGAAGAGAAUUAUGGAUCGAAAGGAGGCUCCUUUGAAGUGGGAGCAGAAGCUGGAAGCUGCUUCUAAGGCUAAAGCUGACGCUGAAGCUAAAGAGAGGAAGUUGAAGGCUGCAAAACAUAAAAAACGAUCUGGCUCUGAUAGUGACUCGGAUUAUGACAGUGACAAUGAGUAUAAGAAGUCCAGUAGAAGAGCUCACAGGAAGCAUAGGAAGCAUUCUCACUCUGACUUGGGUGACCAUGAUAGAAGGAAAGAGAAGAAAUUUAAGAGAAAGGCAAAGAAACGGUCCUCAGAAUCUAGUGAUGCUAGCAGUGAUGAAUAUGAUAGUAUCUCUGAGGAAGAGAGGAGAAGGAAGAAGAAGCAAAACAAGAAGCACAGGGAUCAAGGUUCAAGAUCAGAUUCCAGUGAUUCAGAUACCGGUGCUGAUGAGGUAAGCAAGAGGAAAAGGCAUUCAAGAGAAUACAAACGCCGAGCUGUCUCACAUUCUAGUGGAUCAGACUUCUCUAGUGAUGAAGAGUCUCACGCUUCUAGAAAGAGUCAUGGAAAGCAUCAUAAACGGCACCGAAGAUCUGAAUCUAGUGAAUCAGACUUGUCAAAUGAUGAAAGUGACGGUGCUUAUCACAAGAAAAGCCGCAGAAGGCGCCAUAAACAUCACAGACGAUCUCAUAGUUUGGAUAUGAGGUCAUCAGAUUCUGAUGAUGAUGGACAUGGGCAGCGAAGCCAAUCUAUAGGGAAGUCAUCAGAUGAGAACAAUGAAGAUAAUAGGAGAUCAGUCGCUAAGAGGCAUGGCCACCACCACCACCACCACACAAGCAUCGACGCCACUUGAAUGGGGAGAAAAAUCAAAAUCAGUCUCCUCACCAUCACUCGCCAGAUAUGAAUGGAAAGCAUGACGAAUUAAGCAAAUAUGUGAUUGUGAAAUCUGAUGGAGAUCAUGCGGAUUGAGCUGUGGAUGAGAACAACGAGAACAAUUAUCCACGUGAUUUCUGAGUUCUGUUUAACGAUUUGUUGCCUUCAUUAACAUUCCAAGUGACCGUCAAUGAAUCUUUGCUGAACAAGUUUAAUUUUAAUUAUUCUUUGUUGUCAUCUGCAUUAUUGACAAUUUGAAUCUAGAUUUUCUGGCUUCUAAUUGGAUUGUUCUGUUGACUGUGUUUGCUGUUGCAAUUACAAUAGAUUAUUGUGGUCGAAACUCA
Molecule: messenger RNA, 1495 nt
Organism: Prosopis cineraria
Lineage: Eukaryota; Viridiplantae; Streptophyta; Magnoliopsida; Fabales; Fabaceae
Product: CAX-interacting protein 4-like
Exons: 3
Coding region: 265-1131 (288 amino acids)
Source: RefSeq, a predicted model, not a curated record